GUGGGAGCGGUGUUCUUGCACCGAACAUGAGUUGUGCAUGUAACCGCACUAUGUCCUACGGUGAAGAAUGUGAAAAGGCAUGCAAGUGCUUGAACCAAGGUGAGUGUGAUGACAAAGGUGAAUGCAGCUGCCCUAGGGGAUUCACCGGCCACCAUUGCCAACUCGUUGUGUGCGAGGAACCCUGGGUGAAAAAGAGCAAAGUGUGUGAAUGUCAACCGGGACUAGAUGGACCCAACUGCACAGAAGCAUGUAAUUGCUUGAAUGAGGGUCAGUGCACUGACGAUGGCAGUUGCAACUGCCGGAACGGUUUCCAUGGAGACAAGUGUCAGCAUACUUUCAAGACAAAGUGCCUGGGUACAGAUAACGCAACGUACACCUGGAUGGCUCUCGCCAGCUUGCCGUGUCAUUCACACCUCGACGAUGACAGCUGCCAGAAGAAAACGAACUUGAUGCAUGCCCGCCAGAUGUGCACAAGAAGAGGAUACAACGUGGUAGACCAUGAUUCCUUCACCAAUCAGACGCUUGGCGUGCGCGACUGCAUGGGAGCAUUGCUCAACGAGAUGGUGACGAGCGGUUACAGCAACCCUACUUCAAUAUGGACAUCUUUCGAGAAGGAUGACCAACAUCUCAUAUACCAGCAGGGCAAGAACAGUUUGACUAAAGAAUUGUAUGAUAGUGAUGGAACAAGCCAUCAUGAUGUCAUCUGCGAAGCCAAGUGGCUCCAUUACAAUGACUCGGUAUACGCCGCAGCCACGCCAUCACUGAAACCCAACGUGACUGAGCAGUUUGCAGAGGAGGCAUGUCAGGAGUACGGACUUCACCUCAUAACCUAUGACUGGCUGCAAGCACAUGGCCAUGUAUUAAGAGAGCGCUGGCUAGAUAGAUUGGCUCUUCGGCACGCACCUUACCACGUCAAACCAAUCCGAGUGAAUGGCAACUCCCAUUACAUAACUGUAACGUUUAGAAAUCGCAGUAAUCCAUUUCAAAAUUCCACAAUCAAUCGCCACGCCAACAUCCUCUGUGUCAAGCACUGUGCUAAUGGCGUUCUGGCCCAGGACCUGAGUUGCAAGUGCAACCGCACUGUCUUCUAUGGAGAAUACUGUGAAAAGGACGACUGCAAGUGCUUGAACCAGGGUCAGUGUGACAACGAGGGUAAAUGCAUCUGCCCGACAAGAUUCUACGGAGAACAUUGCCAACUCGAGUGCAGAACAUGUCUGAACCAGGGUCGCUGUAAUGAAGACGGCACCUGCACCUGCGCUGAAGGAUGGAUUGGUGACCGGUGCCAGACUCGGUGUGCGGACACGGACCCAUGCUGCGUGAACAAGCGCAUCGUGACACGCCGGGAUCAGGUCUGCCGCGCCGCCACCAGCGACUGUGACGUGGCGGAGUACUGCGACGGCGAGAAUGCCACAUGUCCACAGGACCUGACCGCACGCAACGGCUGGCCUUGCUCCAAUAGUCAAGCAUCCUGCUGGAGUGGAGUUUGCCAAUCACGAACUGGCCAGUGUCAGAGUGUCUGGAACGAUAUGGAUCAAGGGUCAGCUCCUGAGGAUUGCUUCGCGAUCAUGAACGUUUUUGGAGAACGUACGGGUAACUGUGGUUUCAAAUCGUCCAAUUCCACCCCAGGAACCUAUGCAGCCUGUGCGGCUGGAGAUGCCCUAUGUGGUAGUUUGUUCUGCCUUCCAGUUGCUCGAAAGAACCAACCCAGUAGUGGCGUUCUGUCCCAAACUAUUCCCGUACGCGGUGUUGGCGGUGUACUCAGGUGCAAUGGUUUGUACGCGUCCCCGCCAAGAAACCACGAUGACCCAUCGCUCGUGAAGGACGGAACACGCUGUGAUGCCAGCGGCGCUAACAAGGACCUCGUGUGCCACAAGCAACGCUGCGUGGACCAGUCUCGAGUCACCAGUCAGUGUUCGGUCGAUGCUGACAGCGGCAAAGAGUGUGGUGGAGUCGGUGUCUGUACAAAUGUAACAACCUGCCUUUACCAACCCACACCUGAGAGCAACGAGUCCGCCAACACUACCCAGGCUGCUACACCCACGACCAGUUACCCAAUAACCAAACCAACGAGUGACCCAGCCACAACUACUCCAACCGAAGUCGUCUAA
Messenger RNA from Sycon ciliatum, 2108 nucleotides. Its product is annotated as neurogenic locus notch homolog protein 1-like. The coding region runs from base 27 to 2108 and encodes 693 amino acids. The record is from RefSeq and is a predicted model, not a curated record. Lineage: Eukaryota; Metazoa; Porifera; Calcarea; Leucosolenida; Sycettidae. The transcript is spliced from 11 exons. Gene Ontology annotation, biological process: membrane protein ectodomain proteolysis.